Molecule: messenger RNA, 8299 nt
Organism: Gigantopelta aegis
Lineage: Eukaryota; Metazoa; Mollusca; Gastropoda; Neomphalida; Peltospiridae
Product: serine/arginine repetitive matrix protein 2-like
Exons: 21
Coding region: 57-4919 (1620 amino acids)
Biological process (GO): protein folding; protein peptidyl-prolyl isomerization
Cellular component (GO): intracellular membrane-bounded organelle
Molecular function (GO): peptidyl-prolyl cis-trans isomerase activity
Source: RefSeq, a predicted model, not a curated record
UUUCCGUUUCCGGUUUUCCUGCGAGUUCUUGAAGAUAAAAUAGGAACUUAUUCAGGAUGACUAUUGCCGGAAACUAUCGAUCGAGAUGCUUCUUUGAUGUUGACAUUGGAGGACAAUCUGCUGGACGAAUAGUGUUUGAGCUUUUCUCUGAUGUGUGCCCUAAAACAUGCGAGAACUUUAGGGCUCUUUGCACAGGAGAAAAGGGGAAUGGAGUGUCGGGGAAAGCCCUCCACUACCGAGGAUCACCCUUCCACCGAGUUGUGAAGGACUUCAUGGUGCAGGGAGGUGACUUCACAAAAGGUGAUGGAACGGGUGGUGAAUCAAUAUAUGGAGGGGGUUUUCCUGAUGAAAACUUCAUUCUCAAACAUGAAUCAGAGUUUCUUCUGUCAAUGGCUAACCGUGGUAAGGAUACAAAUGGGUCGCAGUUUUUCAUAACCACAAAAGUAUCGCCACACUUAGAUGGAGUGCAUGUUGUGUUUGGUCGUGUGAUCGCUGGGCAGGAUGUCGUGCGGAGGAUGGAGAAUGUGGCCACCGACUCAAACAGUUGUCCUGUUGAAACGCUGCAAAUAGGAAACUGUGGAGAACUCGUCCUGCAACUCAGAACUAAAGUAAUAAAGAAAAAAAAGAAAGUCUCAAAAUCGUCCUCUGAGUCCAAGUCAGAAGAAAGUUCUUCGGAAUCAUCGUCAAAUUCAGAAUCGGAAUCGGAAUCAAGCAGCGAAGAGGAAGUGAAGCGGAAGAGAAAGAAGAAACAGAAGAAGAAAAGAGACCACAAACGAAAGAAGAAGGAAAACGACGACAGCCACGAAGAAGGAGAGAUCGAGGACAAAGACAAAGAUGUUGUACCCACCGUGUUUGCCACGAUCCGGCCAGAUGAAAUCCCCGACGUGCCCUUCCAGAGGUUUCUCUAUCGGGGCCAGAAAGAGGAGGAAGACGCUCAGAAAGCAGAACGGGAAUUACCUCCCAUAGGCCGUGGUCCUAGGCAUUCUGUCGAGCGAGUUCCGUAUCGAUUCCAGCCAAACUACAACACAAGACGCAGAGUGAAAGGAAGGGGAAGUGUUAGAUACCAUUCUCAUAGUCGGUCUCGCAGUGAAACUCCGCCCCACUGGAAGAGAGAGCUGUCCCGGUUGAAACCACUGGAGAAGGUUCAAGAGAUGGAAGACCGGUGGUUGAAGGGAGACAAGAUGGAGUCGAACCAAGCAGAAAACGGGAAAAAUGGGAAAACCAACAACCGAGGACCGGUCAGGAACCGACUGGGAAAACGUCAGGAGAUGGAUGACGCCAAAGAAUUACGGAAUGAUGAAAAGAAGUCCAGACAUAAGAAGCAUUCUAAGGACAAAAAGCACAGAAAGCAUAAGAAGCACCACAAAAGCAAAUCUGGGCAGGGCGACGAAGUGGACGAGGACCAUGAUGAAAAGGACAGGAAGAGUGAAAAGAAGAAAAAGAAGAAGAAGAAACAACACCGUAGGAAGGCAGACAAAAUGAUAACGGAGACAGACUCGGACAGCGACAGCGACAGCAGUUCACAGUCUGAGGUCGACACCCAUUUCGGUAGACCGGCCACGCAGAGUGGUAACACUGUCAAAUCUAAGAAGGAGGCGGCGGAAAGGCUCAUGAAAGGCUACGGACCGGAACGGAUGUCGGAGAGAGGAGAUUUCGAUCCGAGAGAAUUCUUUGAGAAAGAUACAACCAGAGCUGAGACCGAGGAGGUUUUCAGGUUUGGGUCGAACACUCGCAGCUUCCCUGGAGUGGCUGCCUACAGGAGAGAGGCUGAUCCACCGGGUAGGGGGGGUGAUGGAAGAAGAGCAGAGCGAUCCCCAUCUCCAGAUCCUGGGUCUACGUUCAGGAGGUCACCAAACAGAUCUAGGGGUCAGAGGGGCAGCAGGAUGUCGCCCAUCAGGGGACAACGAGAAUCUGGGUCACCAGAUAGGUUGAGAGGCCUGAGGUCAAAUAGCAUGUCACCACUAAGGGCUGGACCUGAGUCUAGGUCACCGGAUAGGGGUAGAAAUCAGAGGUCAAAGAGGAUGUCACCAGUGAGAUCAAGACGAGAAUCUAGGUCACCAGAAAGGUUGAGAAAUCGGAGGCCAAAAAGAAUGUCACCAACAAGGGCCAGAUCUGAGUCGAGGUCACCAGAGAGGAUUAGAAAAAGGAUUUCUCCAGUGCGGGCCAGACGAGAAUCUAGGUCACCAGAAAGGUUGAGAAAUCAGAGAGGUGGUAGGAUGUCCCCAGUUAGGUCUAAACAAGAAUCGCUGACUAAAUCUAGAAAUGUCCGUGGUUACAGACCAUCAUCACCUGAGUUGCCCAGGCGACGGAGGGGAAGUUCCAGUUCCAAAGAGAGGAGUCCAAUCAGGUCGCAAGACCGAAACAACUUUCCUAAAACAUCUCGGGUCAGAUCUGAAUCUAAAUCUCCAGUGAGAAGAUCUAGACCGCGAUCCAAACACCUCUCUCCAUCAAGACCACAUGACCGGAGGUCAAGGUCAUAUUCACCACGCCGCGGCAACAGGUCAAUUUCUCGCGAGAGAGUCAGCACGAAAAACUUGAAACGGCUGGACAGGCUUCCACAACAUGGAGGCAAGAAAUCGUCACGAUCACGGUCAAGGUCGUCUGAGAGAGUGAGAGGUCAGAAGAGUGCUCUUCCUGUAAGAUCACGCAGGCACAGAUCCUCUGGCUCGAGUUCUUCUUCAGAUUCUGACGAGAGACGUAAAAAGGAUGACAGAAUACCUUCAGCAAGACCAGCUAGACCUCGAGCGCCAUCUGCUUCCAGUUCCUCGGACUCCAGUGCAAGACAUAGAAAAGUGAACAAGGCACCAGGGACACGGUUGCACACACAUCAAUCCCAGUCACCUUCGAGUUCAGAUUCGGAUUCCAAAGCCAGACGUCCGAAAAAUGACAAAGUGCUUGCUGCUCGAUCGCAGAAGGGUGGGUCACGGUCGAGUUCAGGGUCUUCUGAUUCCAGCAGGAGACGUCGCCUGGCUGGCAAGACACAACCUGUACCAUCUGGUCGUCAUCGCCGGUCCGGUUCCGGAUCUGGUCGUCAUCACCGGUCAGGUUCCAGAUCAAGUUCUUCUGAUUCCGCUGCCAGAGGUCGUAAGGAUGUUGGGCAUCCAAGAAGAGUCAUGCCAAAACCAGUGAUUCGACGGUUAUCCGAGAGUCCUCCACCAUCCCACUGGACACCUGGACAGAAAUCAAAUACCAAAGUUCAGAAAGAACCAGCCAUUGCUUCCAACAGACCAGAGAAACUAUCUUCACCAACAGCGCCACUGGCAAGUGUAGCAAGCACUGACCUCCAGUCUUCUACUGCUACCAACAUGCAGUGUGUUAAACUGGUUAACAGCACGAGUAAAAUCCAGUACGAUCUAGCCAGAGCAUCGGAAAUCCCUGUGGCAGCCGAUCCCGUCAAGUUACCAGAGGCAGUUGCCGUGACAACACGAAACAAGACGACCUCGGGGUCAUCAGCUUCGUCAAGGUCACGGUCGAAAUCGGCAUCACGGCCGAGGUCACGUUCUCAUUCAAGGUCAUCAUCUGGUUCACGGUCAAGGUCAAGGACAGGUUCACGGUCGAAAGGCAGAUAUGCAUCCUCCAGUUCAGAUUCCGAGUACAAGAAGACGAAAGAGAAAACAAAAGUAGAAGAAAAAAUCAAAUGGCAGCCACCCCCAGAACCUGAAGAAGAUGAAACACCAAGACAUAAUGAAAACAGGAAUGGUCACGUGCAUAAUGACACAGGUUCUUCAAGAUUAAAUAUUCGGACACCGCCAUUGCCGCCACUGGAUCAAGUUGCUAUGGCAACAUGUGAACUUGCAAAGAAAGUAGGCAGGCAGAUUAAGCCGAUUCCCGAAAAGAAGGUUUCAUCUCCGAAAAAACAAGUGAAAUCCCGAUCUCCAUCACCCAGUGACGACGUGAGACAUGGGGCGACAAGUCCACGCAUGCACAAGACACAGGCGGCACCCAGGCUGGAGAGAGCGGACAUACCGGCGAAACACUCAGCCAAAUAUCUCGACAUUGAACUGCCACCGGAGAAGGAACCGGAGGUCAUGCGGAGUCGAUCGGGGUCGUCGUCCUCUUCUAGUUCUCGAUCAUCGUCAGCUGGUGAAGUGAGAGCUAGAGGGAGAAGUUCAUCCUCGUCCUCUGAAUCAUCUCCGUCCAGCUCCUCGCAGUAUUCUCCAGAGAGGAAGAAAAGAAGUCCUUCACGGUCUAGGAGUGGGGACAGGAAACAACUCGACUCCCACGCUGAUGCAAAGAGAGUUCCAACAACGAGAGAUCAGCGCAUCAGUCCCAACAGAUCCAGAUCCGGUUCGCGUUUAUCACCCAAAACGAGAACGUCACCUCAAAGGCGGGUGGUGUCUUCUGUAGAGAAAGGGAGAUUACCUGAAUUGUCACCACCGAGGCCGCCCAAAUGGUCUCCUGUAAGGUCAAGGUCACCAAGGAGGUCUCCAGUAAGGUCAAGAUUACCAAGGAGGUCUCCGGUAAGGUCACGGUCACCAAGGCGGUCUCCAGCAAUGUCGCGGUUGCCAAGACGCCGAUCACCAAUACCACGACGACGGACGCCAUCACCCAGACGAAGAUCUCCCUUGCGGCGCCGUUCGCCACUGUCACCACGCCGACUGUCGCCACGCCGAUCAUCCCUGCAUCGGAGAUCGAGAUCUAGGUCGAGAAGACGUCGCAUGUCGGUGUCUCCACCAAAAAGACGGUCAAAAUCGCCACGGAAAUGGUCGCCACAGCGAUUAUCCCGUCGAAGAUCGUUAUCAAGGAGCCGAUCCAGAAACCGGUACUCACGAAAGUCUCCAAAGCGUGACCGAGGCAGACGUGGAAGAAGUCACAGUCGGUCACGGUCAAGGUCAGGUCGUCACUACAGCAGUAGUAGUCGGAGUCGCAGUAGAAGCAGGGGACAUCGUCGUGCACGAUCCACGUCAUCGAGUUCUUGACAUUUGUGAAUGUUUUAAAAAUUGUGGUCUUAGUUGAAAAAAUAUUUUUUAAAUAAUGGUACAAGUUGAAGCAUAUUUUUAAAAAUAAUACUUUGAGAUGAAACAUUUAAAAAGAAUGGUCUGAGCUGAAAAAUAUUUUAAAAAGUAAUGUUGAUACUUGAAUGAUGUGUGAAGUCCACUCACAUUUCGAUAGCUGACAAUCAAAACUAGCUUUGUUUAAAGUCAUGGUUUACAGAAAAACAAGUUUUAAUUCUUAAGAAUUUCAGAAACUCCAAAAUGUGUGCACUUUUAUUACCAUAUAAUGUUUCAUCACUCCUAUUACAUUGUAUGUCCUAUCCGCAACCCCAGUAAAAAUUACAAAACCACAUUUUAAGAAAAUUGUGAAAUAAUGGAUGAUUCAUGUAACAUGUUCUGGUUGUAGGCCCUCGGUUUGAACCUACAAGUAUAACAGAUGGAGAAUCACCAAAAAGUUUUGUCCUGGUAUGGAAGUAGUGAAUUUUAUGGAUAAAAAAUGAAAAUGGGGUAAAAAAUAGCAAAUCUUUAUGCUAUUAAAAAUAGAAAUCUUUAUCCCAUAAACUUAUUGCAGCAAAACAAAAUAUAUAAAUGUAAGUAUAGAAAAUGGGUAGUGGCAACAAUAAUAAUAAUAAAAAAUCACAACCUUCUGCCUGCUAAUGAAUCAACUGUGAACAAAUAGCAUUUGAAUUUGUCUGUUACCAUACAAAAUGCUUGAUUUUGAAAACAAAUGAAGAGUUUAGACGCCAAAUGCGAUAUAUAAAUUUUUUUCAUUUUCAGUAAAAGUGAUUUUUUUAAUUGGCGUAUAUCGCGUUUUGAUUUUUUUUAAAUGGGAUUUACCCAAUACAAUUUCAUAAGGAUCAAUCACGUUUUGCGGCAAAUCAGCGGGCCUACGAUUAGCCCUUACUGUCAUACAAUAAUGGGUUUAACUAAAAACAAGAAAGAAAAUGGUUUAUAUCGCGUUUUGUGCCUGAACUCUUCUAAUAGUCUUGUGAAAAGUACUUUUUAAGUGCAAAUUCCCACUGAUAAAUAUUUAUAUUUCGUUGUCUCAACUUUACGGUCUCAUAAUUCUGAAAUAUGUCAGCUGGUAUUGUGAACAGUUUUUACGUAAGAGGCACCAGUUUACCACAAACGUUGGAAAUUGUUGGAUACCAUUUUAAAUACUACCUAAAAUACUGAGGUCAAGUGUUACCAACUGCUAUAAAGGAACUCAAGUCUGGUAUAAAUACUUACAAUUACUCCCGUCGAUUAUAUUGAUAUACCAGUGUUUCUGUCAGAAUGAAAUUUUUGACUAUGGCGCUAUGGAAUUGAAUACAGCCACAGUCAACAGGGGGUAUGGGGGCCUCCCCAAGAAACAAAAUGGGUCAAGUUUAGGGUUGGGGCUAAGAAAAUCAUACAGUAAAAUGAUACGAGUAAUUAAUUUGUCAAAAGGUUAACUUUAAAAAAAAAAAUCUACAAAAACAUUUGGGUAUAGCACCAUACCUGUUUUACCCUCUGGCAGAAACCCUGUAUCCUGAUAACAUAUAUCAGUUACAGACGCAGAUGUGAAAAUACACCAGACAUGGCGUCUUUACCACACUCGCCAGACCCAGAUCGUGAUUCGGUGUGUUUUGAGCCUCAACCCCAGCCGAUCCCAAAGUUUGAAUAUCAUCAUUAUACCGAUUCAUUGAUUGUUUAAUGCAUGCUAUUCAAACAUCUUUUUGUCCACAUCUGCGAGCUUUACUCAAAAUUAUUCCUAUGGAAUACAAAUCACCCGCCUGGACCUUAUGAGAAUGAAGAAAGGAAAAUGUUUUAUUUAACAACACACUCAACACUUUUUAUUUACGGUCAUAUGGUGUCUGGCCUUGUGAGAAGAGUGAUUUAUGAGGAGAGUGAUAUGUUCAAACCUGGACUGUUAAUAAAUUUGUUGUAGCCUAUAGGUUACUACAUGUAUAGUAUUGGUUACUAGGUCUGGAUUUGCAGUAACCAUGGGCCUAGUGCACUAAACUCUCGCAACUUUAUGAUAUCGCAGAGCAAUGCUAAAAGACUUGCAAAGAGGAUGCUUUGUUGUCUAGCAGAGCCUAAGAGACCUUGUGAAUUAGGCCCCUGGACAAUUGGCCAAAUUUACGAAGGCUGUUAGUCUUAAAACGUUGGUAGUUACACAUGUGUAAGACAUAAACAGGCUUUGUAAAUGUGGUCCAUUAUGUUUAUUUUGAUGCCCGAGUGUUAAACUUUAGCAUUUAAGUCUCUUUGUUAUCUUGUACUAGGCAUACGCCCAUUAUACAUCAUGAGGAACUAUAUGUCAUUAUUCCAGCUCGCGAAUCAUGGGUCAGAACUUUUAUCGGUUACAUAUGUCCAUAGGCGUACAGGCUACUAUUUUUUUGUGGGGGGUGGGAGGGGGGCAGGCUGGCUUUUGCCCAAAUUAAAUGAAAAUGCCCCAAUCUGCAUAAUAACAUUUAUUCAUACUAGCAUUACUGCCAAACAGCUAUAUAAUUUUGAGAGUAGAAUGAAGAAAAUUCAUGGUAAAAAGGUCUCAGAUUAACACAUUUUGCCCUACUGUCUCUAUUGUUUUUGUCUGAAUUUGAGGAUUUGCCCCAACACUAGGCCUUGUAUGCUAACACAUAUGUAUAUCUUGGUGUUUUUCCAUUAACCAUACAUGCACUUCGUUUGUGAUAACAUUUUCGUUUGCAUUGCAUGGUUUUCACUAUCUUCUCCUAAGGCAACUGCAUUAAUUAAAAAAUAAUAGGCCUACCAAGACAAUAUAGAAUGUUUCUAUUUAUGUUUUAUCAAAUUUCGUAUGGGGUUAAAAAUUCUCACCAACAUCAUUUUAAUUAAAUUUACAUCUCACAAUAUUUCAUCUCGUGGAAAUUAUAUGGGUCCUACUAAACCACCAAAUGCACUGAAAUUUAUUAACAGAAAAUUAUAAUGUUUAGUACGAUCUGAAAAUGUCAAUGUUUAGUACGAUCUGAAAAUCGGCAACCUCCCAUGUUUUUUGCAUUCUAGUUGAAAUUUCAAAACGAAUGAAUUUAUUACACCCAAGAAAUGCCACGUGACCUACUAAUCGGUUAGUCUGACUACAGGUUAUUUCAGGGGCUGUACUCAGUGCUGAACAAAACCACUGUGACAAUCAUCCAUCUUAAAACGACAUUCAUUAGACCUACUUCACAGUAUUUUACUCCAUGUUAAUUGUGGCAUUCAGGUGAUGGGUUUUUUCCCCCUUGGGUCUUGCUACUGACACUCUUGUCAAAGUUCAACCCGAUUCAGUGGUGUCGUAGUUAAGCCAUCGGACUACAGGCUGGUAGGUACAGGGUUCGCAGCCAGGUACCGGUUCCCACCCAGAGUGAGUUUUAACGGCUCAAUGGGUAGGUGUAAGACCACUACACCCUCAU